AGCUUUGUGCUAUCAAAGAUUUUAGAUAGUCUGUCACAAAACUCAUGACAAAUAUUCAAUUCAAUAUGAAUAAGUGAUUACUUUGGUUCCAAUUUCCAAAUAAAUAAUUGAGGGGUGAAUUACUGUAAUUAAAUAAUCUGAGGAUCCAUUGGAUAUUUUUUUGGUGCAAACUUGCAAUUAACUCAAAAAACAUCGGAGAUGUAUAUUCCACCGUCAUUGACUGCUUAAUCCACCGCUUGAAGACUUCUUCCCAAUUUCACUUCAGAAAUUUCUGUUCUUCGUCUUCUUGGUCUUUGGAGCGUAGUGUGAAGGUACAGUUAAGAAAAAGGAUAUGGUGAACUUUUUCUGCGUAUUUUGCGGUUGCGUGGACCAGGCCAGCGUCGGCGUCGUGGAAAAAUGGGGACGGUUUCUGAAAUUGGCGCAACCAGGCCUCCACUUCUUCAAUCCCCUCGCCGGUGAAUGGCUUGCCGGAAUCCUCUCCACCAGGAUCAACUCUCUGGAUGUCAAAAUCGAGACCAAAACUAAGGACAAUGUCUUUGUGCAAAUGCAUUGCUCGAUCCAAUAUCGAGUGAUUAAAGCAAAUGCUGAUGAUGCUUUCUACGAGCUGCAAAAUCCUACGGAACAGAUUCGAGCAUAUGUGUUCGAUGUGGUUCGUGCUCAUGUACCAAAAAUGACUUUGGAUGAGCUUUUUGAGCAAAAAGGUGAUGUUGCUCAGGCUGUCACAGAAGAACUGGAAAAGGUGAUGGAAGCAUAUGGCUACAACAUAGAACAAAUAUUGAUGGUUGACAUUGUUCCUGACCCUUCGGUUCGCAAGGCUAUGAAUGAGAUAAAUGCAGCUCAAAGGAUGCAGCUAGCCAGUGUGUACAAGGGUGAAGCAGAAAAGAUCCUGCAGGUGAAAAAGGCAGAAGCUGAGGCUGAAUCCAAGUACCUUGGCGGAGUCGGGGUGGCGAGGCAGAGACAAGCAAUCACAGAUGGCUUGCGAGAGAACAUCUUGAAUUUCUCGGACAAGGUUGCAGGCACCUCUGCUAAGGAAGUGAUGGAUCUCAUCAUGAUUACUCAGUACUUUGACACAAUCAGAGACCUGGGGAAUUCAUCAAAGAACACUACGGUGUUCAUACCCCAUGGACCUGGACAUGUUCGCGAUAUAGGUGACCAGAUACGCAAUGGGAUGAUGCAGGCAUCAUGUGCGGAGAUUUCUGUUGAAUAGCUUCAUUUUGUUUUCUGGGUGAUUUUGAAGGAAACUUUGCUUCAUAAGUACAUAAAUAAGCAUUAUACGAAAAAACGGGUGCUGAACGAGCUGACAUUCGGGUUAUGCUCUAUGGUUACAUUCUCUUACUAGAAAGUAACUUAGCGGAUGUUGUAAAUAAUCUUGCUUUUUCAAAUUGCGAGAUAUGUUGUUUGGAUUGAAGAGGCUCCUCUUAAUACGGAGAAACCAUGACUACCGUUGUUACAAUAGCAUGUUGUUCAUGUUGUCGUGUGAUAUUAAGAUUCAUUCAUAGAAGUCAUCGUUUCUUCUUGUAACGCUUCCCAAUUCCCAGCUUUGCAAGAACUUGUCUCACAGCCAGUUCAAGAGGCCGUAUUUUCUUCAUAUUGAAGCUGCAUAGGAUGAUGUUGAUUUGAUUUACAGAAAUGCUGGAUUUAGACCAUCUUCCAGUUUUGCCGCCAAAAGAAAAGUCGAAAAGUAAGAGAGAUUCAUAAUAGUAUUCAUAAUGUUGAACGUAAUGAUGCAUAAAUUCUAUGGCAAUUAUGGCGUAUCAUAUUCAUCAUAGAGAAACAUAUGGAGUUAAUUGAGUAGAUUAUCUGAAGGUAGCACAACUCUAUUCCUUCGCCCAGGGGAAUAAAUAUGCAAGUCAUGAGUAGAUAGAUCCUACAAGGAUUCCUCCUGUUUCCCCACUGUUCGAAACAAGAAAAUUCAACCCAGCGAGAGAGAAUGGAUUUGACAAAUCAGAUGGAUUAUCAUUCUUUGUCCCCAAAGGUCCUCAACUACAUUCUGCACUAAUAAUAGAGACUUAUGUAACUACUCACAAUCUCAUAAUUACAAGCAUUCUCACUCUAUUGAUUUCCGUGAUUAGUUUAAAUGUUUAUUUUUGCUAUCUGGUGAAAGAAGACUAUGAAGUCACAUUCACCGAUUUAAUUGUUAAAAGGAUCAAAGAUUAGUUUGUAGAAUGGUCACAUAUGAAUUGCCGUACAGUAUUCUUGUCUAAAAGUUAGGCAUGUUAAUUGUCGUAGAAUUACCUUGUUUCUUCUUUUCUUUGCUAAUAGAUCAACCCUACUCUACAAAUCAAUUUUACAGUAUCUUUUGACGGUAGAAGUUAUAUAUACAAGUACAACCAUUUUUAUGUUACUACAUCUCAGUCUACCUCAUCUGUGUACUGCAAA
Messenger RNA from Oldenlandia corymbosa var. corymbosa, 2379 nucleotides. Lineage: Eukaryota; Viridiplantae; Streptophyta; Magnoliopsida; Gentianales; Rubiaceae. The record is from the annotation of a GenBank genome assembly.